This is a messenger RNA of Cavia porcellus (domestic guinea pig), 633 nucleotides long. RefSeq names its product iodotyrosine deiodinase 1-like. Lineage: Eukaryota; Metazoa; Chordata; Mammalia; Rodentia; Caviidae. Gene Ontology annotation, molecular function: oxidoreductase activity. The coding region runs from base 1 to 633 and encodes 210 amino acids. The transcript is spliced from 4 exons. The record is from RefSeq and is a predicted model, not a curated record. Gene Ontology annotation, cellular component: plasma membrane. Gene Ontology annotation, biological process: thyroid hormone metabolic process.
AUGCUGAUGAGUGGCAGGAGUCAGAGGAACACGUUGAACACAUCCCAUUCUCCCACACCCGGUACCCUGAGGAGGAAAUGGUUAAGAGAGCUCAGGAAUUUUAUGAACUUCUCAAUAAGAGACGCUCAGUCCGGAACAGCCCCAAGUGGGGCCCACACAGAGCCCUGGACCUUUGUGGUGGUGAAGGACCCAGCUGUGAAGCACCAAAUCCGGCAGAUCGUGGAAGAGGAAGAGGAAAUAAACUACAUGAAAAGAAUGGGACCCCGCUGGGUUACAGAUCUGAAGAAACUGAGAACCAAUUGGAUUAAAGAGUACUCGGACACUGCCCCCAUUUUGAUUCUCAUUUUCAAGCAAGUGCAUGGCUUUGCUGCGAAUGGCAAGAAAAAGAUCCACUACUACAAUGAGAUCAGCGUCUCCAUCGCUUGUGGCAUCCUGCUCACCACGCUGCAAAAUGCAGGGCUAGUGACCGUCACUACUACUCCCCUCAACUGUGGCCCUCGUCUGUGGGUGCUUCUGGACCGUCCCCCACAUGAAAAGCUGCUGGUGCUGCUCCCCAUGGGGUACCCCAGCAAAGAGACCACAGUUCCUGACCUCAGACGGAAGACUCUGGAUCAGAUCAUGGUGACGGUGUAG